GGAGCUACGAGGAUAUAAAAAACAGUUUGGCAGUUAUGGAUUCAUCUGAAAAUAAAAGGAAUAAAAUAGCUUUCAUUGGCGGUGGGUUGGUUGGAUCAUUAAAUGCAUGUUUCCUAGCAAAAAGGAAUUUCCAAGUGGAUGUAUAUGAAGCUAGGGAAGAUCUUCGAGUGGCUAAAUUUUCACGUGGAAGAAGCAUUAACUUGGCCCUGCUUAUAGAAGGACGACAAGCUUUGAAAGCUGUUGGCCUCGAAGAUCAGAUUGUAUCCCAAGGUAUUCCUAUGAGAGCAAGAAUGAUUCAUCAUCUUUCAGGAAAAAAGACUGAGAUUCCCUAUGGGACAAAGUCACAGUACAUUCUUUCUAUAAGCAGAGAAAAUCUAAAUAAGGAUCUAUUAACUGCUGUGGAGAAAUAUCCCAAUGCAAAGCUGCACUUUGGCCACAGGCUGUUGAAAUGUAAUCCCGAAGAAGGCAUGAUCACAGUGCUUGGAUCCGACGGAGUUUCCAAAGAAGUCACUUGUGACCUUGUUGUAGGAUGUGAUGGAGCCUAUUCAACUGUUAGAACUCAUCUCAUGAAGAAACCUCGCUUUGAUUAUAGUCAGAAAUAUAUUCAUCAUGGAUACAUGGAGUUGUCUAUUCCACCUAAGAAUGGAGAUUUUGCCAUGGAACCCAAUUUUCUUCAUAUUUGGCCUAGAAAUACCUUUAUGAUGAUUGCACUUCCUAAUAAGAAUAAGUCUUUCACAUGUACUUUGUUCAUGCCCUUUGAAGAGUUUGAAAAACUUGUAACUAGCAGUGAUGUGCUGAAUUUCUUCAAGAAGCACUUUCCAGAUUCCAUUCCUUUAAUGGGAGAGCAAGCCCUGACACAAGAUUUCUUUUUGUUGCCUGCCCAGCCCAUGAUAUCUGUAAAAUGUUCUUCUUUCCACUUUGAAUCACACUGUGUGCUGAUGGGAGAUGCAGCUCAUGCAAUAGUGCCAUUUUUUGGGCAAGGAAUGAAUGCGGGUUUUGAAGACUGCUUGGUUUUUGAUGAAUUAAUGGAUAAAUUCAAUAAUGACUUUGGUCUAUGUCUUCCUGAAUUUUCAAGAUUUAGGAUUCCAGAUGACCACGCAAUUUCCGACCUAUCUAUGUACAAUUAUAUAGAGAUGAGAGCAUAUGUCAACUCAAGAUGGUUCAUGUUCAGAAAGAACAUAGAGAAAUCUCUUCAUGUUAUCAUGCCAUCUACGUUUAUUCCUCUAUACACCAUGGUCACCUUUUCCAGAAUAAGAUACCAUGAGGCAGUGUUGCGUUGGCAUUGGCAAAAAAGGUGGGAGCAGAUUAUGCUUUUAUAAAUAUCUGAUACAUUCGAGCUCAUACAAUUAUGG
Molecule: messenger RNA, 1352 nt
Organism: Suncus etruscus (white-toothed pygmy shrew)
Lineage: Eukaryota; Metazoa; Chordata; Mammalia; Eulipotyphla; Soricidae
Gene: KMO
Product: kynurenine 3-monooxygenase
Biological process (GO): L-tryptophan catabolic process; NAD+ metabolic process; quinolinate biosynthetic process
Cellular component (GO): mitochondrial outer membrane
Molecular function (GO): NAD(P)H oxidase H2O2-forming activity; FAD binding; kynurenine 3-monooxygenase activity
Source: RefSeq, a predicted model, not a curated record